AUGAGUACCUACGGCACUCCGAUGGAGAUUGACACACCUGCUGCUUCAAAAGCUAGUGGUAGUGGCAAGGCUAAGGACACCUCGAAGAAGCGUUUUGAAGUAAAGAAGUGGAAUGCCGUAGCAUUAUGGGCUUGGGAUAUUGUAGUCGAUAACUGCGCUAUUUGCCGAAAUCAUAUUAUGGAUCUAUGUAUUGAAUGUCAAGCGAAUCAAGCUUCUGCAACUAGUGAAGAGUGUACGGUGUAG
Dentiscutata erythropus is the source of this 243-nucleotide messenger RNA. NCBI's taxonomy places the organism in Eukaryota, Fungi, Glomeromycota, Glomeromycetes, Diversisporales, Gigasporaceae. The record is from the annotation of a GenBank genome assembly.